Molecule: messenger RNA, 1077 nt
Organism: Sphenostylis stenocarpa
Lineage: Eukaryota; Viridiplantae; Streptophyta; Magnoliopsida; Fabales; Fabaceae
Source: the annotation of a GenBank genome assembly
AUGAGUGAGAUGGUUGUGAGGAAUCAUCAAGGAGGUGUGGCUGUGGAAGUUGGUGGUGAGGAAGGUUAUGCAGUGCGUAAUGCUCGAAAAAAAGAGUUAGUUGAAGUUCCUUGGAAAGGAGCCCCAACCAUGGCUCAUCUGUUUGCGCAAUCCUGUGAAAAAUACAGCCACAAUCCAUUUCUUGGAACAAGAAAAUUACUGCAAAAGGAGUUUGUUACAUCUGGUGAUGGCAGAAGGUUUGAGAAGGUUCACUUGGGACACUAUGAAUGGAAAACCUAUGGAGAGGUGUUUGCUUGUGUGUGCAAUUUUGCAUCUGGAAUUAUGAAAUUAGGGCACAGUGUAGAUAGCCGUGUUGCCAUUUUCUCUGAUACAAGAGCUGAGUGGCUCAUUGCCCUUCAGGGUUGCUUCAGGCAGAAUGUCACAGUUGUUACCAUUUAUGCUACACUUGGUGAAGAUGCCCUGGUCCAUUCACUAAACGAGACUGAAGUAUCUACUCUGAUAUGCGAGUCCAAGUUGUUGAAGAAGUUGGAUGCAAUAAGAUCAAGACUAGUCUCUAUCCAAAAUGUAAUUUACUUUGAAGAUGAUAGCAGUGAAGAAGAUGCUUUCUCAGGAAGUUUGAGCAACUGGCAAAUUGCAUCUUUUAGUGAAGUUGAGAAACUUGGUAAAGAAAAUCCUGUUGAACCAAACUUGCCUUCCAAGAAUGCUAUUGCGGUUAUCAUGUACACAAGUGGCAGUACAGGUCUGCCAAAGGGUGUUAUGAUUACUCAUGGGAACAUUGUCGCCACAACCGCGGCUGUUAUGACAGUGAUUCCAAAUUUGGGUAGCAAGGAUGUGUACAUGGCAUACUUGCCCCUUGCUCAUGUUUUUGAAAUGGCAGCAGAGUGUGUUAUGCUAAGUGUAGGUUGUGCCAUCGGUUACAGCUCUAUUCUGACUUUGACUGACUCAUCCAGUAAAAUCAAGAAAGGAACCAGGGGAGAUGCCAAUGUGUUAAAGCCCACCCUUUUGGCAGCUGUACCUGCUAUUAUUGAUCGUAUUCGAGAUGGAGUUGUAAAAAAGGGACUCAACACUGUAAAAUAG